Molecule: messenger RNA, 768 nt
Organism: Chaetomium fimeti
Lineage: Eukaryota; Fungi; Ascomycota; Sordariomycetes; Sordariales; Chaetomiaceae
Exons: 3
Coding region: 1-768 (255 amino acids)
Source: RefSeq, a predicted model, not a curated record
AUGAUUUCCAACGCUGGCAAAGAGAAACGACAGUCCGAAAGCAGUGAGUCGGACCGGUCAACUAUCAACUUGCCUACCACCGCCGCGUUUUCGGGAUAUCGCCCCUUCCCUUCAGUCAUGAACCUCUAUGGCAACUUCUCGGGAAUUCUUCAAGCAUUUACCCAGAAGCUCUGCGGUGCUAGCGAGGACGACUUUCUCUCGUCGAGUUCUUUCUAUCUUCGCAAUGGGACGACCACCAAAGCUCCCGUUCUCGCCGCUGCGGGUGACGAACUCCCAAUCCCCUUCCUUAUCAGACUGUCCGACCCCAAGACCGCUAUAAAGCUGCCGCCAUUGGAUACGGAGAAGAACCCGCGGGACAUAGUCACCGAGAUCUUGUGCGCGUCCAGUGGCAAAGAGCACGGCGUGACCUUCCGGUUUGCGAAUGAGGUCGGCAUAAAGAGGAGACAGAGAGAGGAGUUUAAAUGGCGAGAGACCAAAGGAAGCAAGGAGGAUAUCAGGGGCCAUGAAAGGCAAAAUCGAUAUACGCUAUAUCGUCUCGCAUCCAACCGUCCGGUCGCUUCUUCUUCUUCUUCCGCUCCCAUUCCGGACAACACUCAGAUAGUAGCUAAGCUGGCGUUCUGCAAUGUUAUAAACGUGAAACACAUUUUUACGCUGGAGUUCCAGGGGACUGGCCUCAUGGGGGAGCUAGGUGACCGCUGGACGCUCAUAGUCAACGGCAAGAGCAACAAAGCAACAGUUGGGGUGGCACAGAUUAUACACUCGAAGUAA